Messenger RNA from Capsicum annuum, 555 nucleotides. Its product is annotated as basic salivary proline-rich protein 4-like. Lineage: Eukaryota; Viridiplantae; Streptophyta; Magnoliopsida; Solanales; Solanaceae. The record is from RefSeq and is a predicted model, not a curated record. The coding region runs from base 1 to 555 and encodes 184 amino acids. The transcript has a single exon.
AUGUACGGACAACCACCGCACUACGACGGUCGACGGCGGCGAUCGCCACCACACAGUGGCGGAAUCCGACAGCGAUCGCUAUCACACAACGGCGGAAUCCGGCGACUAUCGCCACCACACAACAGCAGAAUCCGGCAGCUAUCGCCGCCACUUAAUGGUAGAAUCCGGCAGCUAUCGCCACCGCACAAUGGCAGAAUCCGACAGUUAACGCCACCACUUAGUGGUAGAAUCCGGCAGCUAUCGCCACCGCACAUAGGUAGAAGCCGGGAGCUAUCGCCACCACUUACUGGUAGAAUCCAGCAGCUAUCGCCGUUACACUAUUGUAGAAGGCGGGAGCUAUCGCCACCACUUAGUGGUAGAAUCCCGCAGCUAUCGCCACCACACAGCGGAAGAAUCCGGCAGCGAUCGCCACAACACAACAUGAGAAUCCGGCAGCUAUCGCCACCAAGCCAGCAGCUAUCGCCACCAUACAACGUCCGAAGCCGGCAGAUAUCGUCACCAUACAGUGAUAGAAGCCAGCAGCUAUCGCCACCACUUAAUGGUAGAAUCCGGUAG